Messenger RNA from Synchiropus splendidus (mandarinfish), 5213 nucleotides. Its product is annotated as cadherin-22-like. The record is from RefSeq and is a predicted model, not a curated record. Gene Ontology annotation, cellular component: adherens junction; plasma membrane; catenin complex. NCBI's taxonomy places the organism in Eukaryota, Metazoa, Chordata, Actinopteri, Syngnathiformes, Callionymidae. The coding region runs from base 1340 to 3769 and encodes 809 amino acids. Gene Ontology annotation, molecular function: cadherin binding; calcium ion binding. Gene Ontology annotation, biological process: homophilic cell-cell adhesion; cell-cell junction assembly; adherens junction organization. The transcript is spliced from 14 exons.
AAUGCAAUGUUUUCUGUCUCGGAGUCCUGCUACAAGCGGCCAGUAUGUAAAUAUUUCAUGUCUCAAGAGAUUCACCAAAGUAGAAUGUCUCGCAUCAAAUUAAAUGUUUUGACAUAAUAGUUGCAGCAUCCUGUUUUUUGCCACCUUGCAGAGGUAUAUUAAAAUGUGUCCGAAUUAAAAUGAUUGGUAAUGGUUCAUGUUUUCAUACCAUAUACACAGAAGGUGCAUGCCUAAAAUCAGUAUAUUACUUCUCCUUACCUGCUGUUGCACCGAGUAAAGAUACCUUUUUUAAUAAGCCCAAACAUCUGUUUUCCCUCUGUUUGUAAGCAGAACGUAACCAACCCUUGGGAUUGAUAGUAAAGCUUCUGAUCCAGGUGGGUUCAAUCCAAAGACGACUUCUGACCUUUGGUACAACGCCACAGAGUCUCGUGAGACAAGCGGUGAACAAGUGGGAGGCGUCUGCACAGUCACCCAGCCGGAGAGAGAGUGAUGUGUGUGGUCAGGUGAAGACAACCCCAAGGCCUGGAGAGCCAUCAUUUGAACAGAGAGGCAGCAAGGUCACGCGGUGCUGAAACGAUUUGUCUUUUCUGGAUCACUGACCGGGAACUGGAGGACAGUAGGAGAGGAAACUUUCCAGCAGCUUGCUCUGGAUGGAAAAGCCAUAGAAGAUCAAAUGAACUCAGCAACAGUAAAAUUGCUUUGGCUUUUUACACUUGAAGGAUUCACUUUCGGAAAGCAGUAUCAUUCAUGACCUGGCCGACUGAGAAGUUUGCUUAGAGAAAAGUUCAAUUUAAUAAUUGGCUACCACUGGAUGCGGUUGCAUUAAAGCAGAGAAAAGAACGCGUAGCUUGCCGCUGGAUUUGAUAUGACUGGAAUGAUGUGUUCAUCCUUUUCACGUAGUCAAAGGUGGAUGGAAACCUUCCAUCUCUAAAUUCACUGAAAUACUGUUUUUGGUUAUUUUCAAAAUUCAAGCUCGGGAGAUAUUUUAUGAAUUCCAUCUCUCCACAAAAGGUCAUGGAGUGAGAUAGAGGCAGAUCAGACACUCGAUUAAAGUGGAGCAUAUACUAUCAAAGAAUGAGAAUGACUGACCCACUUUCAAUAGAAAGUCAUCUGCUGUUUUUUAGUCAGAAUCCAAUAUGCUCCAUGAGCUGCCCUGCCUUCAUCAGACUUUAAAAUCGUCUUUGAUCCAAUGGAUUAAAUCUAACGAACAAAAACAAAAGAAAACUCAGUAGUUUAUCAGGCUACAACUUCAAAAACGUUCUCGUCUGCAUGCAGCUGUUUUUGUACAUGUAGACCCCGGGUUGGGUUCCUUUCUUUUUGGUUAAUUUAAAACCUAAAAAUGGCCCUCAUUCGGACCGUAGGGCAGUGGGCGAUGGUGGCUGCAAGUCUUCUGAGCUGCUUUAGUUUUCACUCCUACCAAGCCACAAGGACGAGAGAUACAGUCUCUGGAGAAACCAAAGACGAUCAAGGACAUUCUUCAGUUGAACGAGUUAAAAGAGGAUGGGUAUGGAACCAGUUCUUUGUGGUGGAGGAGUACACCGGGACAGAGCCGCUUUAUGUCGGAAAGAUUCACACUGACUCUGAUGAAGGCGAGGGCAACAUCAAGUACACCAUCUCUGGAGAAGGAGCAGGAACCAUCUUCAUCAUUGAUGAACUAACAGGAGACAUCCACGCCACGGAGCGGCUGGACAGGGAGGUCCAGGCUUUUUACACCCUCAGGGCCCAGGCACGGGAUCGGCUCUCCAACGACCCGCUGGAACCAGAGUCAGAGUUUGUCAUCAAAGUGCAAGACAUCAACGACAGCGAGCCCAAGUUUUUGGAGGGUCCCUAUAUCGGCAGCGUGGCAGAACUGUCACCCAUUGGAACAUCCGUCAUGACUGUCACUGCUUCAGAUGCCGAUGACCCCACAUAUGGUACCAGCGCCAAGAUCAUCUACAGUGUUUUGGACGGAGAGAAGUUUUUCACGGUUGAUAGAGAUACAGGGAUCAUCAUGACGGCGGUUGCAGAUUUGGACCGUGAGACGCAGGAUCGUUACGAGUUGGUUGUCAAGGCAACGGACAUGGCAGGCCAAAUGGGCGGUCUCUCCGGUUCCACGACGGUGACUAUAGUCAUCACAGACGUCAAUGACAACCCUCCUCGUUUCCCGCAGAAGAUGUACCAGUUUUCUGUAUCGGAGGGGGCGGCUGUGGGAACACCAGUCGGGCGGGUCAUCGCCACGGACGCAGACAUGGGCGACAAUACGGAUAUGAGCUACCUGAUCAAGGAAGGAGGAGAUCUCUUCAAGGUCACGCCUGAUGUCGUCACACAAGAGGCCAUUGUCUCCAUCAAAAAGCCGCUCGACUUCGAGACCAAACGCACGCACAACGUGGUGGUGGAGGCCGUGAACAAACACGUGGACCCUCGUUUUGUGGAUCUGGGCACCUUCAGGGAUCAGACGAUUGUUCGGGUCAGCGUGUCGGACAUAGACGAGCCGCCACUCUUCCAGCCAGCAGAGGGCACUGUCAUGGAGGUAAAGGAGGACGCCGAAGUUGGAGCCGUAGUUGGCAUCGUCACGGCGAGAGAUCCAGAUGCAAAGAACAAACCUGUGAGGUUUUCCAUCGAUCGAAGCACAGACACUGAAGUAAUCUUCCACAUCGAUCCAGACUCAGGUGCAAUCACACUUGGCAAGAUUUUGGACAGAGAGACUGCAGGCUGGCACAAUAUCACAGUGAAAGCGGUGGAAGCAGACAAUCAAACCAUGGCGUCUUACUCCGACGUGAGCAUUCGGAUUCUGGAUGUGAACGACAAUCCUCCUGAGCUGGCCACUCCGUACGAAGCCUCCAUAUGUGAGGAUGCUAAGGCAGGCCAGCUGGUGCACAACAUCACCGGGGUGGACAAAGAUGAGCCUCAAGCUGGUCACCACUUCACCUUCAAGUUGGUCCAGGAUUCCUCCAGCAGUCGACACUUCACCUUGGUGGAUGUCAAAGACACCACGGCUGCCAUUCAGACCGGACGCUCAGGCUUCAACCGUCACGAGCAAAACGUCUACUUCCUGCCCAUAUUGGUGAUCGACAGCGGUCUGCCCUCACUGAGUUCCACUGGAACUCUGACCAUAAACGUCUGUGACUGCGACCCAGACGGAGAAAUCCAGUCCUGCAAUGCCACGGCCUACGUAAUGAGCGCUGCACUCAGCCCGGGGGCGCUUAUAGCUCUCCUCGUCUGCAUGCUCAUCCUCAUAGUCCUCGUUUUGUUGAUCCUGACGCUUAAACGCCAUAGGAAGGGUCAAAGGAUGACGGAAGAAGAGGAAGACAUGAGGGACAACGUGAUCAAGUACAACGAUGAAGGCGGCGGGGAGCAGGACACUCAGGCGUACGACAUGAGCGCCCUGAGAAACCUUUAUGACUUCCCUGAGGCCAAGAGCUGCGACUCUGGCUCAGACAUCCGCUCGCUGCCCCAGUGGAUGCAAGUAAACCGUGUCGGCGGCAGCUCAGUGGAGGGAACUGCGGCAGCUGCCGCCGCGGCAGUGGUUGCCGCCGACUUCUCCCUGUUCAAAGGCUACAUCCGAAAAAAAGUGGAACAGGCCGACGCUGAUCUGUCAGUGCCGCCAUAUGACUCAUUCCAGACAUAUGCCUUUGAGGGGACCAGUUCACCAGCUCUGUCUCUCAGCUCCAUUCACACCCUUUCCACCACCUCUGAACAGGAUUUCUCAUAUCUCAGCGACUGGGGACCCCGAUUCAGGCAGCUGGCGGGCUACUACACUGCAGCAAACACUGAGGAGGAAGGGUCCUAGCACAGCGCUGCCACAGUGAAACUGUCCCCCGCCCUUCUUUUUCCUCCGUCUCCCUUCCUGCCUCGCCCCUGAGAAGCAGAGCAUAAACUGUUUUUCUGUUCGAUCAAGUCAAACAAACUGUUCUUUGGUCUUUGGAAAAAGAUGUAACUUUUUUCCGAGAACAUUUCAAAUAAGACAAAGAGUUUCUUGAAUUGUUGAAGAAAUGUCUGAAGGAUGUCAUCAUUCCCACGUUGGAAUCUCUGGGUCCACAUUACGAUGCCACGUCAAACAACAGUAUUUAUUAAAGGUGGAAAUAUUGAUGUUAAUUUAUAUAUAUUUUUUCAGAUAUUUAUUAAUUUUUGCUUUUCACUUCGUAAAGGCAAAGUGUCUUGUGUUCUCUUGGAUUUUUUUAACAUAAAAUAAGGCUUCAUUUUUCUGAAUUAACAAGAUAAAGUACAUUACACACAGUGCACACAAGACAUACAUUUAUUAUUAUUAUUAUUAUUAUUAUUAUUAUCAGAUAAAUGUGAUCUUGUUUAAAAAGUUACAAAUUCUGACACACAGCCAUCUGGUUUCAUCAGUUUAGAUCUCUUUUUUAAAAGUUUUACGAGAUGAAAUGAAAGUCACAUAACAGUAUUUAUUUGUGGUGACAUUUUAUUUAUAAUAAUAAUAAUAAUAAUAUGUUUUCAUAUUCAAUAUUAACAGUUUAUGUUCAUGAAAAUAUGCAUUUCAUUCAGAGAAACUUACCAUUAUAUUACAUGUUCUCGACAGAAGAUGUCUUCAACAGUUCAGGUUCUUCAUUGAUAAUCUUGUAAACUCAGAAAACCCUUUUUUUUUUGUUUUCUUACAGUGAACACAAAGCUGCAAAGAUAUUUUGCAACAUUGGAAAGUGCUCACAGGAUAAGACAUUUUUCCAGAGGCAGUGUGUUUGCAGAGCUGAAACCCGGGUCACCUUCAUGAUGAAGAAAAUUUGUAUUUAUUUUCUGUGACCUCCUUUGUAAAACAAGAAUCUCUAGAUGGCGUGAUGGAAUGGGAAUGAAGAGGAACAGAUGGAGGCAAGCGGAGAAAAAGAAAAGAGGCUGGCAGAUAUGAGACUGACAUACUUUCAGUUGAAUUUCAGCAGGAUUUUUGAGGUCACAGUCUGAGGACAAUUGUGUGUUAAGUCAAAGAGGCACAAACUACGGCAGUUGGUGCAUCUGUUUGUUUUGAAUUGGGUUCUGACCAACUUUUCACCACUGGGCGCUCAAUCCCAUUUUGGAGUUCUGUGUGGAUUUGUGCAGUGUUCAAUUCAUUUUAUAUCCUGAAUGUUUUUUUUUUUUUCCUUUGUCCUUUGGGAUCUUGUAACGGCUACAUUUCAAAUAUGUUUGGGAAUUUCAGACUGAGGACUGAGUACAGCCACCUGACGUCGAUAACCUAUUCAGUGUUGCCCUUAACAUGCAAUUGUAUGGAGAAAAAUAUAUGAAAA